CAAAAUGAAAUGACGUCACAAUAACGUUUCAACCGCCAAGUUAUGCAAACUAACGUCAAAAAUGAAAAUCACCGGUUGUAUCAGAAAUAUUUUUGGACGAUAUUUGUAAUCAAAAGAUAUGACAGUGACACCAGUACCGUGAUGGGGAGGAAUACAUACAUAUGGGCGCCUUUGUUGCUGAUCUCCCUUCUGAUCAGUGAGGGAAAAGGCUAUUUGUCGAAUCCCAAAUGUCGGCCAUUUUGUCGACUACCACAGGAAACAGAUGAAAGUUGCAAUGGCCUCAGAUUUGUUUUCUCGUGCAUCAGCAAUGUCUGGUUGAGAUGUACUUAUGCUGGAAAACUUCAUUGUUCAUGCGAAUGGUGGGACGCACUAAAUAAUUUAGAGAUGCCGGUGAAAGAUGUAGAGACGGUGAAAAAGUCAACUGUCUUCGAGACUUGCCUCUCUAAUUUAAAGAGUGACUGUGAAAUAUGGAAGGAUAAAUGGAAUCAUAUUCCCUGUGCAAAAAUAACAAGGGAAGAGGACCCGACAGACCCCAAUAACCCACAACUUCAACUGAAGCUGUCAGAGAUCCGUGCUGGCAUCAUGCGGAUACCGGACGGAGCCAAGCGGAGACAUCUCCUGAUAAAUCUACACGCACUGGUUCAAAGAAAAGCCUGGUCACAGAAAUCGAUAAAUGGCACACAUAACACUGUGGCCUCUACACCUGUACCUGAGAGAAGUACGUCGUCUAAAACCUUAGUAACCCAGAACAAAACAGUUCCACGAGCCAACACCCAAGAGAAGAAAGACCCAAUAUCAAACUACACAGUUAUCGAUUGGAUGGAUACUAUAGACGGAUGGCACAAAAAGAUUAUGUUUGAACACUGGGAAAGGGUAUCAGAAGCGGACAUAAUGGAGACGCUCCGAAGAAGACGGAUGUUCCUGUUGAUCUUCGGAAUCCUUCUGGGUUGUAUCAUCUUCGUUAUUGUCAUGCUGUUUACCAUCAAGUAUCAAUCAGACAAAAAUGUUCGUAAGGAUAUCUGUUUUGAUGGUGAUUUGGAUGCUAUGGGAAGGAAACCAGAGGAAUCAUUAAGUUUCUUGGAUAAAAUUCGUAAGAAUAGGAAGCAAAAAGAAAAGAAUCAACAAAGAUUUCAUCAGACGAGUUCGUUAGUGUUGUACCCUGAAAAGUCAUCAAAACAAAAGAAAGAAUACGGAAGAAAGCCACACAUUUCCAAAAGUUCCAGCAAUUUACAAAUAGACAGUAAAGACAAUAUUCACCAAGAUUCCGUUGACCUCGUUACUCAGAGUCGUGACCCACUUACGGUGGACCUCAGACAGAGUACCUCGAGUUUGGACCUCGGGGAUCGUUUGUUUCCUUCCGGCAUGAUGAGAAGUUUUGGUGCAGAAAUUAACAGUCCACCACCACCUCAAAAAUCAGCAAGCUUAGAGAUACCAAAAAACACGACAGAACCUUCUACGUCAGCAUUUGUGCGUGAUACGUCACCAGCAGAAAUUAUUCCUGUGAACGAGGUCAAAACUAUUAAAAUUUCCACAAAAUCUUUGACGUCAUCCAGUGAUUCGUACACAUCAUCAACGACAUCUUCCAGCAGUUAAUUCUAAUUAUAAGCAAUUUCAUUAAGAUCAGUUAUUGUUUCCUAAAAUUUUAUUUGUAUAAAAAAUAAAAUAAAUAAAAUUGU
Molecule: messenger RNA, 1676 nt
Organism: Saccostrea cuccullata (small rock oyster)
Lineage: Eukaryota; Metazoa; Mollusca; Bivalvia; Ostreida; Ostreidae
Exons: 10
Coding region: 43-1593 (516 amino acids)
Source: RefSeq, a predicted model, not a curated record